Messenger RNA from Knipowitschia caucasica, 534 nucleotides. The record is from the annotation of a GenBank genome assembly. NCBI's taxonomy places the organism in Eukaryota, Metazoa, Chordata, Actinopteri, Gobiiformes, Gobiidae.
AUGGGCAAGGCAGAAACCCCGGUCUGGCGGUCCAGGUCAUGGCCUAAAGGCCGGGAGAGGCGGGCCGGGAGAGGCGGACCGAGAGAGCGGACCGAGAGAGCGGACCGAGGGAGCGGACCGAGGGAGCGGACCGAGAGAGCGGACCGAGAGAGCGGACCGAGAGAGCGGACCGAGGGAGCGGACCGAGGGAGCGGACCGAGAGAGCGGACCGAGGGAGCGGACCGAGGGAGCGGACCGAGAGAGCGGGCCGAGAGAGCGGACCGAGAGAGCGGGCCGAGAGAGCGGACCGAGAGAGCGGACCGAGAGAGCGGACCGAGGGAGCGGACCGAGGGAGCGGACCGAGAGAGCGGGCCGAGAGAGCGGACCGAGAGAGCGGGCCGAGAGAGCGGACCGAGAGAGCGGGCCGAGAGAGCAGACGGAGAGCAGACCGAGAGAGCGGACCGCGGACCGAGAGAUAUUAUUGAUAGUCGCAUUAACCUUCUUCUACCAAAAGAACAAGCAGGUCCCAUCAGGAUCACAAGUGCAGAGAGGUGA